UUCUCCUGAAAUUAUCUGCGUGGCUUUUAGGACACAUGGUUUUAGUAGUAUGGGAGUGCCACUCCAACUGUGUGUUUAAAUUCUGAGUCCUCUCAAUGACCAUCCUCAUAUCAUCGAAAACGUGUUGUUUAAUAGAAAUGAGUCGACGGAAGGUGUAGUGAACUGAUACACCCCCUUUACAAGCAUUUCACUGACGAGAUUAUACUAUAUCACAGUUAUCGGAGUUUGCAGAAAAGGAUUCUGUAUGGGCCAUGGAAACUAUUCUGUUUGCAGAAGUGAAUAUAAAUAAGUUUUCACCAUUUGGAGGAAUAUCUUUCAUCAAGUUCCCACAUUUUAUCGAGAAAAAGAAGGCAAUUAUAAACGUUCAAAAUAAAGAUGAGUAUUGUUUCGCUUGGGCUGUGAUAUCUGCACUGAUGCCAGCUCACGAUCACGCAUCACAAACAUCUUCCUACCCGCACUUCUCUACAAUACUGAAUAUGAAAGAUGUAACUCCAAUAAUUCCUUUAAGAUCGGAUGAGCAAAAUGAAUUUGAUAUAGCUACAAUCUACAAUAUUUGUGAGAAACCAUUUUCAGGAGAAGAUAUAAAAGUCCGCGAUCAUUGUCACAUAACGGGUAAAGCGUUAUUAGAGAGUUUGAAUGAUGAGGAUUUCAUUGAGACUAAAAAGUACUUUACUGAUCCAAGGGUGCUUAAUAUGAUGAGACAGAAAGGCGUCUUUCCAUACAGUUAUCUUGAUACUUCGAAGAAGUUGGAGCAGGAAAUUCUUCCAUCCAAAAGAAAUUUUGAAUGGAUGAAUGAAGGGAAAAUUUCCGCAUUUGAAUUAGGAAAUGUGGAAGAACAUGGCGAAGACGGGUAUGUCUUAGAAGUUUAUGUGCAGUAUCUCGAAAGCUUACACGAUUCCCAUAGCGACCUUCCGUUUUUGGUAGAAAGUAUGAUCCCACCUAAUGCUAAGUCGAAAAUUCCUAAAUUAAUACCAAACUUAUACAUACGAUAA
Acanthoscelides obtectus is the source of this 992-nucleotide messenger RNA. The record is from the annotation of a GenBank genome assembly. Lineage: Eukaryota; Metazoa; Arthropoda; Insecta; Coleoptera; Chrysomelidae.